Messenger RNA from Penicillium subrubescens, 618 nucleotides. RefSeq lists its product as uncharacterized. The coding region runs from base 1 to 618 and encodes 205 amino acids. The transcript has 2 exons. The record is from RefSeq and is a predicted model, not a curated record. NCBI's taxonomy places the organism in Eukaryota, Fungi, Ascomycota, Eurotiomycetes, Eurotiales, Aspergillaceae.
AUGGGUGCCAACACUAAGUCCAACUCGAUCCUGGGGUCUGUGGCGGUUGUUUUAGGUCUGGCUGUUGACGCUGCCGCAAUUCAGCUGUUCAAUUCAACUCCGUCUGGUAUUCCUUCAACUUGUGGCGAUGCCUUGGUGAGAGAUAUCACCUGUGAUGAGCUCUACUCAGUCUCCACAAUCGCCAAUCAACAAUACAUUGGAAACAAAACACUUGAAUCAAUCUGUAUCCCAGACUGCAAAAAGUCAUUCAAUGACUAUCGCACAAGUGUGGAAACUGCCUGUGGAACCACAGUAUAUGACUUUUCGGGUGUCAACCAAACAGUCCAAAGCUUCUUGGAUCCUCUGACUUGGGCUUAUAAUGUUUCCUGCCUGACAAGCGGUGACGAAUACUGCUACACGGACAUCACCAACCGCAAUACUAGUAUUGAGCAUUGCUCGGAAUGCUUCCUCAAGUAUGAGGCUGUUAUGCUAGGCUCUGUGUACGCGUACCAGCUUCAAGCUACCCUUACUCAACGCCAACAAGUACCAGCACCUCAGCGGCCUCAUCCACUACCAGCUCACCCAUUCCAACUUGCACUGGGACCGCUUACACCGUCCAACAUGGACAGAGCAGGUUAA